AUGGGUUUCUACAGCGUGUGCAAGUCGUUCAUCGUCUACACCGUCACCUUCUUCUCACUUCCACUUCACGAGCAUAUCGGAGUUCCCAGCACCAAUGGCCCCGAUUCACCAGACGAAGACUUUAUUUGCAAGUAUCCCGAGCUUGGAAAUGACUGGAAGUCAUGUUCUACUCCAGAGAACCGUCACUGCUGGUUGAAGAGCUCAGAUGGACACAAUUUCAGCAUUCAUACUGACUAUGAGACUAUGUAUCCGCCUGGAGUGCUUCGAGAGGAGAUAGGAGAUACACCACACGCUGGAGACAGAUUUAGCUGGUGGGCUUUCGGCGAGCGACCUCUUUGGCUCGACUUCUCGAACCCAACCAUCACCCUGAUAGAGGAAAGAAAAGAAUGGCCUGACGAUUAUGUGAUUGUUCCAGCAGAGAACAGAGACGGUUGGGUCUAUCUUGUCAUCACGGCUCCAUCGCUUGAUCGUAUUGGCACCAACAAGACCUUCAGGUCUCUUGCACAUCCGCUACAUCUACACGGGCACGACUUUGCCCUGCUCGCCCAAGGCACAAACUCUUCGCAGAUAAAUGACCCAAACAACCCCGUCACUCUCAAAUUCGACAAUCCACCUCGACGUGACCUGUUCCACUGCCAUAUUGCCUGGCACGCUUCAAGUGGUUUGGCACUACAGACCAUGGAGCGUGAAGAGGAUCUGAGGAAGAUGAUGACUCCUGAGAAGUUGAAGCAGGUCAAUGAUGGUUGUAAGAAGUGGAAAGAUUGGUAUGGCGACCGGAAGAAUCACUGGAACCCUGUUGGUAUAUUCCAGGACGAUUCUGGCGUUUGA
This is a messenger RNA of Fusarium mangiferae, 828 nucleotides long. RefSeq lists its product as uncharacterized. NCBI's taxonomy places the organism in Eukaryota, Fungi, Ascomycota, Sordariomycetes, Hypocreales, Nectriaceae. The coding region runs from base 1 to 828 and encodes 275 amino acids. The record is from RefSeq and is a predicted model, not a curated record. Gene Ontology annotation, molecular function: copper ion binding; oxidoreductase activity. The transcript has 6 exons.